AUGGCGUCUGGUAAUCUGAGAGCUGAGCUGGAAUGUUCCGUCUGUCUGAACACUUAUACAGAUCCUGUAACCCUGAAAUGUGGACAUAACUUCUGCCGGGACUGUAUUGGUCAUGUGCUGGAUACACAGGAGGGGUCUGGAGGAUAUUCCUGUCCUGAAUGCAGAGAGAAGUUCCAGGAGCGGCCUGCACUGCAGAGGAACAUAACAUUGCGUAACAUUGUGGAGAAAUUCCUGUCUGCUCAGCCGGAUCCGGAGGAGUCCGGGGUCCUCUGUACUCAGUGUUAUCACGCUCCUGUACCUGCUGUGAAAUCCUGUCUGCUGUGUGAAGCUUCUCUGUGUGACAACCACCUGAGAGUCCACAGCAAGUCCCCAGAACACGUCUUAUGUGACCUCACCACUUCCCUGGAGAACAGGAAAUGCUCCAUCCAUAGGGAACUACUGAAGUAUUACUGCACUGAGGACUCUGCCUGUAUCUGUGUGUCCUGCAGCUUGGCUGGAGAACAUCGAGGACAUCAGGUGGAGACUCUGGAUGAGGCCUCUGAGAAGAAGAAGAAGAAACUGAGGAAUGUUCUGCAGAAACUGAUGACAGAGAGAGAGGAGACGGAGAAAAGGGUCCAGAGUCUGGAGGAACACAGGAGGAAAGUACAAGGAGAAGCAGCCGGUGAAACAGAGAGAGUCACUGCCCUGCUCAGAGACCUCAGGAGACGUCUGGAGGACCUGGAGAAGAGAGUCCUGAGUGAGAUCUCCGGGAAGGCUGAGCGGACCUCCCUCUACGUGACGGAUAUGAUCCGGGAGCUGGAAAUAAAGAAGGAUGAGCUGUCCAGGAAGAUGUGUCACAUUGAGGAGCUGUGUAACAUGAUGGAUCCACUGACUGUCUUACAGGAAUCAGACACAGGUGACUUGUGUGAUACUGAGGAUGGAGAUGAUGGGGACAGAGAGAGACAUGAUAGACUCCUCCAUGAUGGAGGGGAUCUGGAUGUGGCUGGGAUGUCACAUACAUUACACACAGGUAUAUCUGAUAUAAUGUCCGGCUUAAAUGUACAGGAAGGUCCAGGCACACAUGUCUAUCCACAUUCUAGUAGAAAGGACAAACGUCCCAUCACUGCUAAACCAUCCAGGACACGCCUCCGACCCUCCCCCACCAUACAACACUCACACCUCAAGACUGGAGGACAUAAUAUUGAGGCUGUACGGCAAACAUCGGGGGUGUCGGGGAUUACAGACAUAUUACUGGAUGAGAGCACAGCUGGUAAUAAUCUUCUUAUAUCAGAUGAUAGGAAAGCUGCAUCCUGGUCAGUGUUUAGCCAGAAUCGUCCAGAAACUCCAGAGAGCUUUCAGGGUUCUCAGGCGUUGAGCAGUCGGAGUUUCUCCUCAGGGCGACAUUACUGGGAAGUGGAUGUCGGGGGGUCAGUGCUAUGGAGAGUAGGGAUGUGUUACCCCAGUAUAGAGAGGAGAGGAGAUCAGUCAGGGAUUGGAGAUAAUAAGAAGUCCUGGGGUAUGGUGAGGUGGGGGGGUAAUCAGUAUUCAGUAAGACAUGACAAUAAUGAGAUGGUAUUGCCCGGCGAUGUCCCCAGUAACAGAGUCAGGAUAGAUCUGGAUUAUGAGGCCGGGCGGAUCUCCUUUUAUGAUCUGUGUGACCCGAUCCGACACCUCCACACCUUCACCACCACCUUCACUGAGCCCCUCCAUGCCGGGUUAUAUGUAUGGGGAGGUGUGAUGGCGUCUGCUAAUCUGAAGAAGAAGCUAGAAUGUUCCGUCUGUCUGAAGAUUUUUACAGAUCCUAUAACCCUGAGAUGUGGACACAACGUCUGCCAGGAUUGUAUUGGUCAUGUGCUGGAUACACAGGAGGGGUCUGGAGAGUAUUUUUGUCCUAUAUGCAAAGAUGAGUUCCAGAAGCGGCCUGCACGGCAUAACACAGUGGAGAAUUUCCUGUCUGCUCAGCCAGAUCAGAAGGAGUCCGAGGUCCUCUGUACUCAGUGUUAUCACGCUCCUGUACCUGCUGUGAAAUCCUGUCUGAUGUGUGAAGCUUCUCUGUGUGAAAACCACCUGAGAAUCCACAGCAAGUCACCAGAACACACCUUAUGUGACCCCACCACUUCCCUGGAGAACAGGAAAUGCUCCGUCCAUAGGGAACUACUGAAGUAUUACUGCACUGAGGACUCUGCCUGCAUCUGUGUGUCCUGCAGGCUGGAUGGAGAACAUCGGGGACAUCAGGUGGAGACUCUGGAUGAGGCCUCUGAGAAGAAGAAGAAGAAACUGAGAAAUGUUCUGCAGAAACUGAUGACAAAGAAAGAGGAGACGGAGAAAAGAGUCCAGAGUUUCUCUCAUAUCAUGUCUGGGGUAAAUGUACAGGAAGGUCCAGGCACACAUGUCUAUCCACAUUCUAGUACAAAGGACAAAGGUCACAUAGAGGCUGAACUAUCCAGGCCACGUCCUCAACCAUCCCCUACUGUACAACAGUCACACCUCCAGGCUGAAGGAUCAAAUAUUGGGGCUGUACAGGAAACAUCGGGGGUGUCGGGGGUUACAGACAUAUUAUUGGAUGUGAGCACAGCCAGUAAUAAUCUACGUAUAUCAGAUGACAGGAAAACUGCAUCCUAUUCAUCAUAUCUGAAUCGUCCAGAAACUCCAGAGAGAUUUCAGUGUCCUCAGGUGUUGAGCAGUCAGAGUUUCUCCUCAGGGCGACAUUACUGGGAAGUGGAUGUCGGGAGGUCAACAUCUUGGAUAGUCGGGAUGUGUUACCCCAGUAUAAAGAGGAGAGGAGAUCAGUCAGAGAUUGGAGAUAAUAAGAAGUCCUGGAGUUUGGAGAGGAAGCGUUUUAAAAAGUGUUCAGUGUUACAUGAUAAUAAUGAGAUCCCAUUACCCGAAAAACUCUCCAAUUGUACUGAGACUGGUAACCUGGAGGAGAGUACUGAUACAGUACACACAGGAAACCUUGCCUGCAUGCUGGAAAGGACAGGAGCCAAGAUGCAGAGAAAUGACUGGGAGGGCCUCCUCAGAGAUAUACUGGAGGCUGUGACUAUGAGUAAUACCUCGUUAGUAAAUCUUACAAGUACCGUGCAAGGUUUGGAAGAGGAAGUCAUGCGGAUUCGUCACGAUAUACAAAGAAUACGCGAUGGAACGGCAGCAUUAGAAGGCGGAGUUAUCAAUGUCGAGGACGACAUGAAACCUGUACAUAGAGAAGUGCGCCUUAACUCUCUGACCGUUCAACAACACGGAGCACGCACAGAGGACUUAGAACAUAGACUCCGGCGUAGUGCUGGGCUAGAACCCCUCUCAGAGGAGCGGGAAUCCACUGAUACAAACACCCGGCACACUGCACCUGAUUCCUCAACCAUCACUCCAGGAACUCCACAAGUAAACCUCUGGGGGAACUCAUCGGAGUCUUCUACACCAAUCACCAUACACGAUGAUUCUCCUCUUCAUGAAGAAGCCAUAGACCUGCUACCAGAGGACUCAAGGUCUGCUUCCUGA
This is a messenger RNA of Nanorana parkeri, 3474 nucleotides long. Its product is annotated as E3 ubiquitin/ISG15 ligase TRIM25-like. The coding region runs from base 1 to 3474 and encodes 1157 amino acids. Lineage: Eukaryota; Metazoa; Chordata; Amphibia; Anura; Dicroglossidae. The record is from RefSeq and is a predicted model, not a curated record. Gene Ontology annotation, molecular function: zinc ion binding; protein binding. The transcript is spliced from 5 exons.